GCUACCCGGGUAACGGGUCCCGGCUGUGGAAGCUCCCGCGGCGCCGCGAUGGACCUCGAGGAGGCGGAAGAGUUUAAAGAACGCUGUACUCAGUGUGCUGCUGUCUCAUGGGGUCUUACUGACGAAGGCAAAUAUUAUUGCACUUCUUGCCACAAUGUUACAGAGAGAUAUCAGGAAGUUACAAACACCGAUCUUAUUCCUAAUACCCAAAUAAAAGCCCUCAACCGGGGGCUUAAAAAAAAAAACAACACUGAAAAAGGCUGGGAUUGGUAUGUGUGUGAAGGUUUCCAGUACAUUCUUUAUCAACAAGCAGAAGCCUUAAAGAACCUUGGAGUAGGCCCAGAGUUAAAGAAUGACGUUUUACAUAAUUUUUGGAAGCGCUACCUUCAGAAGAGCAAGCAGGCAUAUUGUCAGAACCCAGUUUAUACCACUGGAAGGAAACCUACGGUAUUAGAAGAUAAUCUAAGUCAUUCAGACUGGGCUAGUGAGCCUGAGCUGCUAAGUGAUGUCAGCUGUCCUCCUUUUCUUGAAAGUGGAGCGGAGUCUCAGUCUGACGUCCACACUCGAAAACCUUUCCCCAUCAGCAAAGCAUCACAAUCAGAAACGUCUGUCUGCUCUGGAUCUCUGGAUGGAGUCGAAUACUCACAACGAAAGGAGAAGGGAAUCGUGAAGAUGACCGUGCCACAGACACUUGCCUUCUGUUAUCUGUCCUUACUUUGGCAGAGAGAAGCAAUAACACUUUCAGAUCUUUUGAGAUUUGUUGAAGAGGACCAUAUUCCUUACAUAAAUGCUUUUCAGCAUUUUCCAGAACAGAUGAAAUUAUAUGGACGUGACAGAGGGAUCUUUGCUAUAGAGUCUUGGCCUGACUACGAGGAUAUCUAUAAAAAAACAAUAGAAGUUGGCACAUUUUUAGAUUUGCCUCGUUUUCCAGACAUAACUGAAGACUGCUAUCUUCAUCCCAACAUACUGUGUAUGAAAUACUUGAUGGAAGUCAACCUCCCUGAUGAAAUGCAUAGCUUAACUUGCCACGUGGUAAAAAUGACUGGAAUGGGAGAAGUGGAUUUUCUGACAUUUGAUCCUAUAGCUAAAAUGGCAAAAACUGUUAAGUACGAUGUACAAGCUGUAGCUAUCAUUGUGGUGGUAUUGAAACUGCUCUUUCUAUUGGAUGACAAUUUAGAGUGGUCUUUGUCUAAUCUUGCUGAAAAACAUAAUGAAAAGAACAAAAAAGAUAAGCCAUGGUUUGAUUUCAGAAAGUGGUACCAAAUUAUGAAGAAAGCUUUUGAUGAGAAAAAACAAAAAUGGGAAGAAGCAAGGGCCAAGUACCUGUGGAAAAGUGAAAAGCCACUCUACUACUCAUUUGUCGACAAACCAGUAGCAUAUAAAAAAAGAGAAAUGGUGGUGAAUCUACAGAAACAAUUUAGCACACUGGUUGAUUCAACAGCAACUGCUGGAAAAAAAAGCCCUUCAAGUUUUCAGUUCAACUGGACUGAAGAAGACACUGAUAGAACGUGUUUCCAUGGACACAGCCUUCAGGGAGUCCUGAAAGAGAAAGGCCAAUCACUGCUAACUAAGAAUUCAUUAUAUUGGCUUAGUACACAGAAAUUCUGCAGAUGCUAUUGUACACACGUGACAACUUACGAAGAAUCAAAUUAUUCUCUGAGUUAUCAGUUUAUACUAAGUCUCUUCUCCUUCCUGCUCAGAAUAAAGACUUCCCUUCUCCAUGAAGAAGUGAGCUUGGUUGAGAAGAAACUUUUUGAGAAAAAAUACAGUGUAACAAAAAAGAAAUCAAAAUCCAAGAAAGUGAGACGACAUUGAGAAAAUGAAAUAGAAACUUUCCGGAAAAAUAUUUUAAUAGUGAUAGUAACGUCAGAUUUUAAUGUAACAUUCCAGAGAAUUGUGGAAAAUACUGCAUAUAUAUGUAUAGACUCUGACACAUAUUUACAUAUAUAUCAAGUGCGCUUAGAAAAAUGUAUAUUGUAAAGCAAGUGAGCUUUCAUUUUAUUUUUCAGAGUAUGAAUAUUCUAAGAGAAAGUUAAAACAAUAGUAAAUUGUAUAAUUGUAUGCAGAAAUGUAUACUCAUUGUAUUUUAAAGCUAAAUUUAUUUUUGAAACUAGAUCCCUUCCUUAUUCUUUAUACCCCAGAGUAAAUCCCAGAUGGAUCAAAGAUCUAAACAUAAUCUUUCAUAUGUAAAAAUAUAAAAGUAUUAGUAGAAAACAAA
This is a messenger RNA of Nomascus leucogenys (northern white-cheeked gibbon), 2218 nucleotides long. It is a transcript of the gene TAF1B, whose product is annotated as TATA-box binding protein associated factor, RNA polymerase I subunit B. Gene Ontology annotation, cellular component: RNA polymerase transcription factor SL1 complex; RNA polymerase I core factor complex. Lineage: Eukaryota; Metazoa; Chordata; Mammalia; Primates; Hylobatidae. Gene Ontology annotation, molecular function: RNA polymerase I core promoter sequence-specific DNA binding. The record is from RefSeq and is a predicted model, not a curated record. Gene Ontology annotation, biological process: nucleolar large rRNA transcription by RNA polymerase I; RNA polymerase I preinitiation complex assembly.